Messenger RNA from Lontra canadensis (Northern American river otter), 851 nucleotides. RefSeq names its product transmembrane epididymal protein 1-like. Bases 1 to 774 code for a protein of 257 amino acids. The transcript has a single exon. The record is from RefSeq and is a predicted model, not a curated record. NCBI's taxonomy places the organism in Eukaryota, Metazoa, Chordata, Mammalia, Carnivora, Mustelidae.
AUGGGAGGCUUUGAGGGCCAUCUGUACCCAGGACUGUCUCUCUUCUUCUAUGGACUUUAUCAUGCACGACUAGUCUCCAGGGCCUUAAUAUGCAACUACCCUGUCCAGUAUCUGCCACGCUAUCCCUGGAGCAAAGGACGAUGGGCAAGACUGCAGCAAGUAUGUUAUGUUGGGCUGGUGAAGAUAUUAAGUGCCUUCAUUUUAGCAGCCCAAGAGCUGCAUAACAUACAGGGACAGUUUGUACUUAUCAGCAAGAUAUAUCAUCAGAGAAACUUUUUGUACCGCAAACAGUGGCAACAUUUCACUCUCUAUAUGGCCUUCUUUCUGAGCGGGUGUGUGGAUGUGGUGAGCCAGAACUUGCUGCCCCAGCGGUGUGCUGCUCUGGAGCAGGGCGCCCAAGCCCUGGGCAUGUUUCUCUUUCUGCCUCUGAUGGUGUCUCACAUGCAGGACUCUGAAGGUGUGGAGCUGCAGUCCCACGUCCUGCUCACCAAGGCCAUAUUCCUGCUGGCACUGGUGGUGGUCGCAGAGCUGUGGGCUCCCGAUAUGCUGCAACUUUGGGUGAUGAAGGCCUUUUUUUAUAUGUUGACAGGCUCUUGGCUGAUUCAGAUAGGUUUUAUGCUGUACAAACCAAUUUCUGGCUAUAAAUGGAUGGACGAUGAUGAAAACAACAUUAUAUUUGUCACCACCUUCUUCUGCUGGCAUGUGGCUUUCAUUGCCAUUUUGAUGAUCUGGGUCUACGGCUUCUCCGUUGUGUGGUAUUGUUACAUUUGUUGAUGUCCGAACCUGGGGAAGCCCAGAAUGGUUCCUAUCACCUGCACAUUCUGAAACACCUGGAUGAGAAGUUGUGGGAA